Molecule: messenger RNA, 6666 nt
Organism: Cyphomyrmex costatus
Lineage: Eukaryota; Metazoa; Arthropoda; Insecta; Hymenoptera; Formicidae
Gene: knk
Product: cytochrome and DOMON domain-containing protein knickkopf
Exons: 9
Coding region: 1-6624 (2207 amino acids)
Source: RefSeq, a predicted model, not a curated record
AUGGAAUACGACUCGGAAUCCAGCUGCGAGGGCCGUCGUCUGAGGGACUUGGACAAUCCGGACGAGUCGGCGCGUUUGACGCCGGCGCGCGAAAGAUGCGACGACGCCUCGGCCUCGUGCCACUCGCCGCCGCCGCCGCCGGUCGACCCGUCCAAGUUCAGGUCGCACCUAUCCGGCAAGAAGAGCCUCUCCGCGCAGGUAAUGGAAUAUUAUCGCAAGUAUUCCCGAGAUCCGAAUUUGGAUCAGUAUUUCUCGCUACCUGUGUCAAAUACUCCACAGGAGGCUAUUAAGUAUUAUUACAGCUUGUACGAAUUGAACACCCAAGUGGAUACCUCCAGCAGGCAGGGCUGCGUCGGAGAGGAGUACAAUUUAAAGCCCUGCGCGCCGAAAGAAAGGCGCAAGUGGAUAAGACCCCCGUUGAUCGGGCAGUCCUCGAACACGGAUCAUCCUCUGGAUCAGUCCUCGUCCAGGUAUAUUCAACCAUUGACAGAUAUCCAGACACCAUCGCCUGAUCUCAAGCGUGUUACACCUGAGACGAUACACGAGGAGAGAAACGAGAGUCAGGAGAAGUUUCCAGAGGCGAAUGAGAGAAAGCAGUCAUCUCCGACCUCCAGUGUAGCAUCCUAUAAGCCACUGGAGUGGGACAGCGGCGCAGACGUUGGUUACUUUAAUUCACACGCUCAUAAUAAGCAAGACGAUAAAAAGUUAAGCACUAUAGAACGUAUGGCUCUAGCACGAGGAUGCUCCGCUGCCUUACGGUUAGACCCAGAGGGUACUACUGAAUCCGGAAUGCAAUCCGGGAAGAACGCGACGACGCAGAGUGGUUCAAAAGCGUCCACGGUUCCUGACGCGAACUCCACGCCAUUAAUUGGAAAUAUUUCGGGAUCAGAGAGCGAGAUAGAGAUAACACCUAUUGUAAAGAGUCAUUUGCCAGGCAUUAUAACGGGAGAUGACAUAAAGUCGCAAGAGCGAUGCGUUCCAAGUGACUCAGUGCAAUUGAAAGCUGUAGUAAGGCCUACCAGAUUGGAGAUACACGACACGCCCACGUCGGCGUUUAAAGUUCCAUUAGCGAAACAUUCGACGGUGGAGAAAAGGAUUGUAAAUAAACGCAAGGAAGUCAUUCGUCCAUCGAGUUCGCCAUUGAAGAAGAGCAUCUCGAUGAACGUAAUAUCCCCCCCGUUAUCAUCAAAAUGUUCGUUGAAGAGGAGCCAGAGCGAAGUAAAUCUACAUGCUAAAGAGAGAAAAACUGUAUUUCCUCUAAUCUUUAAUUCCACGUCCUCCAUCUCUACUGUAGUGAAUAAACCCGCCACUUGCGACAAGGUGAUACAAACAAGUCCUGAUGUGUGCACUCAGGAAUCCAUUGGCGUGCAGGUUUCGGAUCUCGAAGAGGCGAAACCGUCGACAGUGGAGAAGGAGCCUAAUCUGCAAACGGCGAUACAUUCUAUUUUGAAAAGGUCUAAAGGUACAUAUAAAGUUAAAAAUCCAAGAAAAUGCGACGUUUCACGUUCGACAGGCGACGCCGAGGUCAGCGCGGACACGAAGGAGAGCCAGAAACGUCAAAAUAGCUCGGACAUCUCGCAGAAUGCAUCCACCUCGGCGACACCGCAACCCGACGAGACGGAAAACGUAUCCGGGAGAGCCAAUAGUUUCGAGUAUUUUCCGGGGCAUACAUACGCGAACGUUCCAAACGAAAGGGACAGUCGCGUUUCCUCGGACACCGGUAGGUCAAACUCGACAUUGCCAAACAGCAGUUCCAGUGUCAACGAUAAGCUCUGGGGAGAUUCGGACAGCUUGGUUCGAGAUCUGGAGAGAAGCGUUAACAUCUUGAAGAGUCUCGUCGACGCUAACAAAUGCGACAAGCAGGUUAAGAAAAGACUGAUACAGCAUGUGAUUAAGCGACUCGUAACUGCGAAGUAUACAGAUGACAAGAUAGAACAUAAUUUGGAGGAUAACGUUCCCUGGAAUCCGGACGAUGCCAGGAACAAGGUAUACCGGGCCGAACUGCUUCAGGCCCUGACGAACAAGCAUAGCACCACUGAGUCCUCGGAUGAGUGGAACCUGCAGAAGAAGGACGUGUCCAUGCAGAAGUCGAUGGGGACUACCAGCGACGUCAUAAAGGAAGUCGCGUUAGAGAGUAGUAACAGCGACAAGUUCGACCGACAUACAGAUCGAACGGAAAUGGACGGAAGGAAAGCGCGAUUAGGACUGAGAACGGAUGACUGUCAGCAGACUAGCAAUACACCAACGGAUCCCGAUAAGAGCGAGAGUUCCGAAUGCUUUGUGCCUCAACGUAAUCAUAAGAACGCUAAGGUAAACGAUAUAUUUUGUUUCAAGGAGAACUGCAAAUUACCGCAUAGAGAGUCGACCACGACGAACAGUAUACCACCAGAUCACAACAGGAUCUUACUGGACGCCGUCGUGAAUAACAGAAGAACGCCAGUCGAGUCCAACAAUAACACGGAUAAUAAUACCGACUGGAGAUUACCAACGACGUCGUCUGAAAGGCAAUUUGAAUUGAAGAAGUGCAGCAUGUCCGAAUCCGGUGAUUCCAAGCUCGUUAAUUACGCCGAGAUGGAGAAAAGGAACCAACUUAUUUGGAUUACAAACGAGAUUAGCCAUCUCUGUAAUUUAAAAAAAUUGCUGGAACAACCCAGGCGAUUGGAAAGACCAAAAUCCUCACCAAGAAAAUCUAAAUCGGCUAAUCUCAAGUCAAAGCAGACAGCGAUACUUAGGCGGGAACAACACGCGGAUGCCAUGCAGAGGAAUGUGUCUGAUUUGCGGGAAGAUUCCGUUAACGAACCAUGGUCGUCUCACUGCAAUUUGGCGGCGUGUGAAGCCGCUGGCGAUAAUAUGGUCCAGAAGAUCAUGAAACGCAAUAGUUGCACGCAAACCGCCAUAGGCGUGACCAGUGCUUAUUCUAAGACCGGCGGGGAGAUCGUGUCUACCGGCAGAACGCGGAGAUCCGCAACGAAGCAUCUCACAGUCGGCGUGCAGACGUUAUCUCGAGAAACAUCAUCAACAUCGGUGACGGCAGAGUCCGACAUAUACAAUGCGAAUCCUCAAAAGCCAUGUGCGCAUUAUCAAAACGGUACCAAGUGCAGAGAUCAGUCGUGUCAAACGCACUCCACUUCGAUUGUACAACAGACGUGCGCACGAUGUAAACAGAGUUCAUCCGAAACUGCUUUGAUCAGAUCACGAAAGGGUCAUCCAGAAGACGUACCAGCCGUCUCGCAGCAGACACAAACGAAUUAUGUGAGCGAUAACAGCGCAACAGAGUCGGUUCAUCAUCGUACGUCGCAAAGUAGCAGCGUCCAGCCAAAACAGAAAGAGACUAAGAAUCAAAUCAAUGCGUCAAAAUCAAAAUGUAAUUGUGCACAUAGCGUUUAUCCGUCCACAGUUGAUAACAAGGGCGGUACGAACAUCGUUAAAGCUAAACGGACUGAAUAUUACAAACGAUCAUUUACGACAUGUCCAUUGUGUUUCAAACAAAAGCCUGUUAUAGAUGUUAAUAAUACCGUUUGCAGUGUAUGUCAAAAGAAUCCUUCCUGUACUCACGAUAACAUUUCAGAGAUAGAACAAACCUGUGGAAAUGCUUGCGAGUGUGACGUCUCUGCUAAUGACGCGGGUAGAAGGAUUGUCAUUGGAAAAUCUCGACAAAACUACAACGCGGAAAGCCAGAAUAGAAUGCGCGCGCUAAAUUACAGCGAACAGAGCGACACGGGAAAGAUUUGUAAUUGCACAAAAGAUUGUGCUACAUGCCAUAAUUCGGGAACCACAGAAACACUGUGCGAAUGUUAUACGAACGAUAAAAUCGACAAUAAUGGCUUGCGCCGUUUUGACUGUUACUUAAAGAUAGGAGAGCGUCAACCGCAGGCACAAAUUUACUCUGACAGUUCGCAGAAUAGCGACGUGAAUCAACAACGUAAAGUACAAAGUAACUUAAAAUGCAAUUGUGGUGAGGCUUGCUCCUGUAGUAAUAAUCAAGCGAAAGACGUUGUCAAAGGGAAAGCGUGCAAGAGUUACAUAUCCAAACCAAAUUACGUGGACGAUACCAGUAUUAAUGAGACUGAGAGAAAUUACAAACAUUGCCGCAUGUGUGGUGCCAUGUAUCAAAAUACUAAAAAAUGUAGUUGUCGUCAAGCGUAUCCCAAAGCUGUCGCGUAUGAAUUAUCGUUUACAAAAGCAAAUGCCUCGAAAAAUGAAAUCUCAGAUAUGCCAAAAGUCUUCAAACAACCGUCAAAUAUAGCAAAAUCUGAUGGCUGCCCUUGCGAUAUUAUGAAAAGAAAUAACGCCAGCAAGGGUCUUCAUCAAACGAGUACAUUACAGGAUUAUUUAUCUAGGAAUAAUCCUGAAUUUGUGGGCAAUGCGGAAACACGCCGACAGUAUUUGUCGGAAAUAUGCCAAUUGCGUGAAUUGAGAAAAGAAAAGCGAAUACAGUUAUUGGCGAUAGCUAGUAUGUCCAACGUUAUUAAAUCUGCGCCAAUACGAAAGCCAACAGUUUACACGCAGCGAAAGAUUACCGAUGAGGAGAUGAAGGAGAGAUCACGUAAACGAUAUCUCCGACUGAAUGAAGUGCGAUUUAAACGGCGACAACAAGAACGACAAGAGGAAGCACGUCGGAAUAAGCUUAUGGCAAAAAUCUUUUGCAAGAGACUACAACAAAAAGUAUUGAGGGGCCAAGGAAAAUAUCUAGGAAAGUUAAAUUCGUAUCAUCACCAAGUUUCUGGCGAUGUCUAUGCUGUGGAUCAAUACACUUUACUGCUGACGUCUUUCAAUUACGAUGGUAAUGGGGCCGAUACAUUUUUUUGGGCAGGCGCAUCAAAUAGACCAGGUCCGCAAGGAUUUAUCGUCCCUGAUGAGUGGGGCAAAACAAAUAUAUUGGACCGCUAUUUUAACAAGGAUUUUACACUGAUCUUGCCGGAUAAUAAAAAAAUAACGGACAUCAAAUGGUUCGCAGUGUACGAUUUAGUGAGCCAGAACACCUUCGGCGAUGUCUAUAUUCCGGAAGAGUUUGACCCACCCACGCCUCAAAAAAUAUCACAACUGUCGAAAAGAUCUCACAAUGUCUCGUCAGAACCCAUUGUGAUCCUGGACGCGAAAACUAUCAGCAUCCCACAAUUCACCUACGACGGACAAGGUGUGGACACGUACUUUUGGGUCGGUCUUGGCCCGCAACCAUCCAGCAAAGGCCAGAAAGUACCCGAUGAAUAUGGAUACUUGGAUUCUCUUAGGUCAUAUAAUAAUGAAGAUAUCAUAUUGGAGCUACCAGGCGAUAAAACUGUUUUUAACAUAGAUUGGCUGAGUGUUUACGACGUAAAAACUAAGUCUAAUUACGGUUCCGUCAUUAUACCCAAUGGACUCAAUGUACCGCCGUCAUUGAUAAAAGUUCUCAAGCAAACCCAGUCUCUUCCGAAUUGCGUCCAGCUGCACAAGCGAUAUCAGAUCGCCUGGGAGAUCUUCGGUCCGCAGAUCACUAUUCAAUUAUCAGGUCAAGUCGCCAAAGACGAAUACAUGGCGUUUGGUUUAUCCGGUUCCGAGACCUCCAGUCAAAUGGAAGGUGCAGAUGUGGCUAUCGCGUACAUGGACGAUACACGAGGAUACGCUACGGAUUACAAUAUUACAGCAAAGGCGCCAUGUGGAAAAGUUUUGGGCCAGUACAAAGGAGUUUGCAGAGACGAGCUUCUCGGUGGUUUAGACAGCAAUCAGCUUUACACCGCGGUGAGAGAGGAUGACAUCAAUAUUAUUACCUACCGACGUACACUUAUUUCAUCCGAUGUCGGAGACAAAGAUUUUCCCACGGAUAAACCGGCGUACGUGGUGUGGGCCUUGGGCAGGCUCGAUAAAACUAAUAACGAACCGAGUUUCCAUGAUGUAUAUCCAAGAAGCGAUGUGAUACUCGAGUUGAGUCGUAAGGAGCCCGAGAAUACGUGCAUCGAUUUCACAGAGCAUAAUCGCAAAAUCUUCCCAAGAGAACCUUGGCAAAAAACAGAAAUAUUCGACAGAAGUGUUAGAACUUUCAAAGCAACCAUCGGGCCCUCCGGAGGGAAACGAGGAUAUCAAGGAAUCACAGGUAAAUCAUCGGUAGGUCUUGCUUGGUAUAUCGAAGGCGCAUUGAUACCAGAGUUAUAUUUACGACGAGGCUUGACGUACAAUUUUCGUGUUCACGGUGGAAAUAAUCCACACAGCGCGGAUCUUUAUCAUCCGUUAAUAAUAACCGAUGAACCUCACGGAGGAUAUGAUACGCUCAGUGAUCUUGCGCAAAGUAAGAUCAGGGUAUUGGCUGGCGUUGAACUGACUAGAAGAGGCCGACCGCGACCGACCGCGGUUGGGCCGCUUUGCUUAAGCAAGCACAACGGUCGAGACAGAAGACUGGAUGAUAAUUUCCCAUCAUUUAAAAAAUUCAACAGAACGCUCGUGCAAGUCUGCGAAUCAGGAGAAGGCGGUACUUUAGUAAUAAGUCCAAACUCAUCAUGGCCCGAUCUGGUUUAUUAUCACUCCUUCACGCAUCCAAAUAUGGGCUGGAAGAUUCACGUAGUCGAUUCUUACACGAAGAACGGUGCAAUCAUACAUAAAUUAUCAUUACUUAUUGCAAUUGUGACUGUAUUUCAUAGUCUAUUUUUAUAAAGUUGAAGAUUGUAGCAGAAAAAAAUUUUUCUAUUACCAAAU